AUGGACCUGUCUGACGCGCCUGAUGACCUGCCUCCGGAGAAACAGAUGGUGGUCGAAUGGUCCAUCUGCGAGAGUGCCUUGGCAAGGAGAGCAUCCGAAGGCGAGGUCGUCUGCGUCUGGAGUGAGGCGGUAAGAGGAAGCGACUCUGCGGGAGAGAUGGUGCAGGGGGUGAAGUGGUUGCCGUGGUCCAGCAAAGGGUCCGUCUGGAGUAGCACCUGA
Microthlaspi erraticum is the source of this 219-nucleotide messenger RNA. The record is from the annotation of a GenBank genome assembly. Lineage: Eukaryota; Viridiplantae; Streptophyta; Magnoliopsida; Brassicales; Brassicaceae.